UAAAGAAGUGCGUUUGGAUGGUUGGAUGGAGGUGGGGGACGACACCGGGAUAAUCUGGUUACAUAAGAAGCCAUUGAAUUUGCAGAACGUCUCUGCACUAAUCCGCUGAACCAUUCAUGUUCAAGCGUCCCGCGGCGCCACAACACACACACUCACCAGGGCACACAUUGCGCGCACACUUGUGGCUCCAAAAGGCUACAGACGCGCCGCAGAGGACACCGGAGCGCACGAUAUAAGAGUUAAAAACAAACGUGCAUAUCUUUCCACAUUUACGCGCGUCUCUGCAGGAGCUUGCUGUGUCCUCAUGUCGCGACUGGCGGCUUGUGCUGCUGGAGCCCGUGACGAUUCCGCUGACGCGCCACUCGCCGCACCACCCAGGAGACAGAGAGGAGAGCUGUGAGCAACGGAACGAGCAGUGGACUGACUGGACACCGGGCUUCUCCUCUCGCCUUUUCUUUUCUCUCUCCUCUCCUGCUGUCGCGCAAGUCGCUGCGGUUUUUCUUCUUCUGGGACGACAUUUAACGCGCAGUUCACCCAGUAAAGCAUCACCCAGAGCUAACCUUCUGCAGAGAUGGAGGUACCAGGCUUGGCGCACAACAUUACCAGUCCGCUAAGUCCCUGCGAGGGAUGAUCAAGGACCUGAGCUUGGACGCCAUACAGUUAUGCGAGCGCGAUGGAAGUAAAUCCCAGGAUGGCAGCAUCUCUGAGAUGGAGGAGCUUCCUGUUCCACAGAACAUCAAGAUCAGCAACAUCACCUGCGACUCCUUCAAGAUCUGCUGGGACAUGGAGGCUCGCAGCAAGGAGCGCAUCACGCACUACUUCAUUGACCUGAACAAGAAGGAGAACAAAAACUCAAACAAGUUCAAACACAAGGACGUUCCUACCAAGCUCGUGGCCAAGGCAGUGCCGCUGCCCAUGACGAUCCGAGGCCACUGGUUCCUGAGCCCACGCACAGAGUACACUGUGGCCGUCCAAACUGCAUCAAAACAGACUGACGGAGACUACGCUGUCUCCGAGUGGAGUGAGAUCAUCGAGUUCUGCACUGCCGAUUACUCCACAGUGCAUCUAAACCAGCUGCUGGAAAAGGCGGAGGUCAUCGCCGGGCGGAUGCUGCGUUUCUCCGUCUUCUAUAGAAACCAGAAUAAAGAGUAUUUCGACCACGCCAGGGAGGAGCAGGAAAACCGGAUGCUGCCGUCAGUGAAAGACAACAGCGGCAGCCAUGGAUCACCCAUCAGUGGCAAGCUGGAGGGAAUUUUCUUCAGCUGCAACACAGAGUUCAACACAGGCAAGCCUCCACAAGACUCCCCGUACGGUCGCCAUCGCUUCGAGGUCCGCGCCGACACGCUCUUCAACCCUGACACCAACCUGUACUUUGGAGACUUCUACUGCAUGUACACGGCCUACCACUACGUCAUUCUGGUCCUGGCACCCAAGGGCUCCAGCGGCGAUGACUUCUGUAAGCAGAGGCUGCCUGCACUCGACAUCACCAACAACCGUUUCCUCACCUGCAAACAGGACGAAGAAGGGGAAGGCAGUCUGGUGUUUCACCACGCCCAGGACGUCAUCCUGGAGGUGAUCUACACAGAGCCUGUAGACCUGGCGUUGGGCACGGUGGCGGAGAUCAGCGGGCACCAACUGAUGAGUCUGUCCACGGUAAACGCCAAGAAGGACCCCAGCUGCAAGACCUGCAACAUCAGUGUGGGACGCUAAAGAGACGGCAGGAUGCAAGCGAGGGAGAGAAGGACUGGAGGUGACUGACCUCUGCACACACAAAGGAAGUCCACAUGUACUGAUGAAGCAGACCAACACAUGCAUGAAGCAGCAGAUUUAGUAGGCUCCCAGACAUGCACACCGACAUAUCUCUGACACUGCUCUGUACUCUCAAGAGACCAUCAUUCCCAAAGAAGAGUGGAGGGAAAAAAAAGAGGGAGGUACACACUGACACCUGCACCAUCGUCUCCUCAUCUGAAAAAGGUUCCCCUACUGUUGAAAACAUACCUAAAGAUAUCCCACUGAAGGGGCCAAGAACUGAGAAAUGUAAACCUGGGACACCACCACAUCCAUCCGGCAAGUCACACUGGCAAACUGACCAAACCCUUUAACUGUACUAAUGAACACGGGCUGCUUCAACUUCCUGUUUAUUUUAAUCAGUUGUCCCAUAAUUUAUUAAUGACCUUUGCCUUGUUAUUAUUGAUAUGCUGUUAACUAAGCGUCCACUACCUGGUGGACGAGAAUUUUGUUGUUCCCUAUUACAUUGACGAUUUGUCUUUUUAGAAAUGUUUUCUCAUUCCACAGUUGACAAAUUCAGACUUCUUUUUACCUCCUACUAGUGGCAUGGACUGGUACUACAAUUUUCUAGGGCUGCAGCAUCGAUAGUCAUCUUUGUUUAUACCAAAGUUAUUAAAAAGCAGACAUUAAACCGCUGUGGGAUCCUAACAGUUACUAAUGCAACAGCCUCUAAAAUGUCUUUGAUGACCAAGUGUGAACUACUUGUUAACUUGUCGUUCUUUUUAAAAAAAAAAAAAAAGAAGCAUGAUGCAGUUCUGUGCAGCAUGAUUAUGAAAGCUGUCAGUACCUCUACCAUAGCAACUUUUUCUGCAGCAGUCACUCUCAUUUUACUGUCGUCAGUGGAAAGAAAGAAAGUAGAACCAUAAACUGUGUUUAGCAGAAUAAAUGUGAAAAAAUAUUUAUUUUUAUUGAUACAUUCAUAUAUAUAUAGAUAUAUAUAGAUAGAAAACUAUAUAAACCAGAAGUGCACAAUGUCAAAAGCUCUGAUCAUUGUCAACAACGGCAUUUAGGGGGGAUUAACUUCAUACAGGCAAAAAGGGGGAAUAACACGAAUUUAACAGCAGAUAUAAUUUGCACUACGAUGCCUACGUUCACCAACAUCCACAUAUUUCCGAGGUGAACACGUUGACAGUCACAAUUUAGAUCACCUAUGAAAUUCUUAAUGCAUAUCAUAGCACAAUGUAGGACAAAAAAAACUGACAUGCACAAACACUGCAGGAUUGUCUCACUGAUUGCAUUUAAGCUUACACAUUUUUUGCCAAGAUAGUACUUUGCAAAAUGCAGUUUCCACAUUAACUAUGGACAAAGUUGUCCAAAAACAGUAUUCUGGCAAGGAAAAACUGAGUAACAAAGUGCCAUAAAAUACAUGAAGUAAUCUUAAAAUGACUCAGAUGUAACUAACAUCAUGUUGUUACAGCGCUUCAUCUUUGACAUAGAUUUGUACUACAUAAUGUACACUUGCUACAUCAGGUUUAUAAAAACGUGUCAUGAAUGAUAAAGGAAGUGUUGUUGGGACUAAAAAAAAAAAACCUUACCCAGCAUUUCAUUCAGAUUGUCACCGAUUUCCACCAGUUUUCUUCAUGUAAAGUGCAUCUACAUAAUGAGCAUGGCAUGAAACAAGUCCAGACCCUCCAGCGCCACGACUUAAUUCUUCAAAAAAUGAUCGAUUCCUGUUAAGUUAAAUAAAAGUCCCACUGUGAGCAACUCAGCUUGUCUUGGUUGAGUCCUGUUUACUGAGCAGGGCCUCCAGUAGACGGAGCUUCGCUUUGAGGUUCUUGUACUGGCAGUACUCCUCUGCCAUUGGUCCACGGUCCUCUUUCUGACAAGCCCUGUUAAUGUACGGAGGAGAGUAGAUGCAAACAAAAGGCAAAACUUUUAUUUUGUAGUUACCAAACAACCUGCAGCAGCUUCCAUAACUGGUUGAUAGUCCCUAUGUUGCCUUACUCAGAUAGCUUUGUACAGUGUGUAUUGUAAUCAAAAACUUACUGUAUCUACUUUGGAGGACUAACAUGUACAGUGCAAAGGAUGUGUACAGUUCAGAGCAAACGUCUAUCUCUUCGUCUCUUUCCUGAGCUCUCUGUGCUGGAUUAACGUUACAUGAGUGUGCAUUACACUGUCGUACCAUUACGAUGGAAUUUCUUUUGUGGAUGUUUUUUUCUUUGUUUUUCACAAGGCAUUGUUGAAAACCAAAUGUUCCAAGUUUAUUAAAAGACAAAAUAAAAUGCAAAAGCGAAGUACUUUG
Molecule: messenger RNA, 4030 nt
Organism: Acanthochromis polyacanthus (spiny chromis)
Lineage: Eukaryota; Metazoa; Chordata; Actinopteri; Pomacentridae
Product: phytanoyl-CoA hydroxylase-interacting protein-like
Exons: 5
Coding region: 628-1710 (360 amino acids)
Cellular component (GO): cytoplasm
Molecular function (GO): protein binding
Source: RefSeq, a predicted model, not a curated record